UCGAAAUCUCUAUUAAAACAUUUCGUUCCAAAAUUGUUUUUCCAGAGCAGCAGAGAGAUUGAAAAUGUCAGGAAGAGGGAAAGGAGGGAAGGGUUUGGGAAAGGGAGGAGCGAAGAGACACAGGAAGGUGUUGAGAGAUAAUAUUCAAGGUAUUACUAAACCAGCCAUUAGAAGAUUAGCAAGGAGAGGUGGUGUGAAGCGUAUCAGUGGUUUGAUUUAUGAAGAGACUCGUGGUGUUCUUAAGAUCUUCUUGGAGAAUGUGAUCCGUGAUGCUGUAACCUACACUGAACAUGCCCGAAGAAAGACUGUCACCGCUAUGGAUGUUGUCUAUGCUCUCAAGAGACAAGGAAGAACUCUUUACGGAUUUGGGGGUUAGGGUUUUUUUAAUGGGUAUUAUUAAUGUAAAAAGGAAGUUGGAAUUAAUUAGGGUUUAAUUGAAGCAAUUUCUAGCUGUUGGGUACUUCUUUUUUGUUUUUAAUUUCGUUUUGUUCGUUUUGUUGAUGAUGUAAUGGCGCUGUGAAAUUGAAUGAAAUAUCUGAAAAUUCAUCAUCUA
Molecule: messenger RNA, 553 nt
Organism: Papaver somniferum (opium poppy)
Lineage: Eukaryota; Viridiplantae; Streptophyta; Magnoliopsida; Ranunculales; Papaveraceae
Product: histone H4
Exons: 1
Coding region: 65-376 (103 amino acids)
Biological process (GO): nucleosome assembly
Cellular component (GO): nucleosome
Molecular function (GO): protein heterodimerization activity; DNA binding; structural constituent of chromatin
Source: RefSeq, a predicted model, not a curated record